UGUAGUCGGGUAGCGAGAAAUAGGAUCGAUAUAUUCUUAUCAAUCCACCCACGAAAAUUCCUGACUUGCCUCACCUUGAGCCUGGAUCCUUUAGAGUGAUAAGCUGGUUCUUUCUCCAUCUUAAAGAUAUAAGAUAUAAUGGGUGACGACACAGAAUACAGAAUUCGUCUUGUGAUUCUUGGAGGAGGAAGAGUUGGAAAGAGUUCGAUUGUGAAGAGAUUCCUCUUUAAUGCUUUCUGUGAAAAAUAUCGUCCGACAGUUGAAGAUCUUUUCUGUCGCGAAUUUGAUAUCGGUUCUACAGUUUUAAAAGUAGACAUAAUGGAUACCGCUGGAGAUCUUCAGUUUCCGGCCAUGAGAAGGUUAUCAAUAGCAAACGGUUUAGCAUUUCUUCUCGUCUAUAGCAUAGAUUGCCCAACAUCAUUUAAUGUUGUCAAACAAUGUUUUGAAGAAAUAAGAGAACAAAAAAAGGAUUUUCAAGAAUUGCCAAUAAUCGUCUGUGGAAACAAGAGCGAUCUUGGUGAAGAAAAAAGAGUGGUGAAGAAGGAAGACGUGGCCGAAUGGGUUUUUUGUGAUUUGCCACGUCUUAGAGUUAAAGUCAUGGAAUGCUCUGCCAAAGAAAACAUAAAUAUAAAAGAAAUAUUUAAGGCAUUUUUACAAUUGUCUAAAAUCCCUUUACCAGAAGGUGCUAGUCUGAGACGUCGUUCAAGUGCUCACGUACCCACAGGAAAAUCGACACGAGUAGCUACAAGCUUGAGUCCUCAUCACGAUGCAGGUUUUGAUGAAAGUUCUGGUUCAAGAAUAAAACCCAGAAGUCGAAGUUUAAUCAGAAGAAGCAGCAAAAAGGUUUCCAAAUUGAAAGAACAAGCCCAAGACGUCGAUGACUGUGUUGUCUCGUAAACAGGGUCAUUAUAAGUUUGAAAUAAACAAACAUAUCUUUGUUUGUGCCACAUAUCUUUUUUUCCUUCUUCUCUUUAUUUGUUUUGUAAAAUGUUAUUUAGAAAUAGUUUAAUGUAGUUCAAAUACAGACAAACAUAAAAAAGGUAUUCUGUAAUUUAUGGCUCAAGCCGAAUGAAAUUAACUUCAUAAUUAAACAAAAAGAAUAAUGUUUGCUUAAUGAAAGAGUAUUUGAAACGAACUAUAAACAAAAAUUUACAUUAAAGUACAUUACACAUUAGUAAAUUAAAGAAACAAAUACAUGGAAAAAAUCAAUAAUUAGAAUAAAAUAUUUUAAUUUUAUAGCCGCAUCGCAUCUUGAAAUAACAUUUUUGAAAUUAUAUCGAUAGUUGGAUAAAUAGGACAUUAGAAAGGUGUGUGCCCUUAUUUACUGAAUUUAUCUUAAUGAUUUAAUGAAUUCUGAGCAUCUGGUAUCGACAAGCAAAUACUGAAAUAGCAUAUGUAAUAACUUUUUAUUAGUCUCUGAAAAGAUUAAUUAAUAGGUAAAAAUCAAACAACUUACUUUAAAUAAAACUUCAUAUUUUAUAAAGCUAUUUGGUUUGCACCAUACCUUACAGGAUAUCAUAAUAUAGAAUGUAAACAUUUACAUAAAAAUAGACUUCAUUUUACUCAAUUGGAAAUCUGUGGUCUUUCUUUUUCUAUAGGAAAUGUAUUUUUUAUCUUAAAAUCUACAGAUAUUUUCAACUCUUUAUAAUCGUUUCACUAAUCUCAAUGGAAUUACAUUACACAUGAAACAAUAAUUGAGCCUUUAUUAGCUAUGACAGAAAUAACGCAUAAAAUAAACCUUAAAGAAUCUAUAUAUCUUGGACAUUUAGGUGACUGAUAUCCUAUAAUUCUAGUUAUAUCUGCACUGAAUAUUAUAGUAAUGAAACUAUAGAUGUCUUUAGGGUAAUUCGCAUCUUUCCUAAACUUUUUCAAACGUCAGAAUGAAUUAGGUAUUGUUAGGAUGCCUAUUUAUAAUGAUAGUCAAUAUAUACCUUAUCAAAAAUUAAUUUUUAAUUAUGAUUUUAAAAUAUUUAUUUAAAUGAAUCUUAAUUAUUUAUUCGAAUAAUUUCAACCUUAAUUAAUAUUUAAAAUUGAAUUUUGCGAAUUAUUUUUAAUAACAGCUUUAAAUUUAAUUUUUAAAAAUAGAAUAAUAAUUUACCAUAAGUGUAUAAUUUAUCAAACUAAUUAUAUGGAUCAAAAUACUUGACUUGAAUAUGUAAAUGCAAAUGUAAAGCCAAGAUAUUUGCCUUAAUUAUUAAUAAUCACUGAAUAUUAAUAUGCCUUUAAAAUAAAAAAAUAACCAAAAUUUCAUACAUAUAUAUAGAUAAGUGAUGAAAAUUAUAUAAUAAUUAUUGAAAAAUAUUGUUAAAAUAUCUAUAUUAAAAAAUUCUGAAUGCCUAAUUAUAAUGUCAAAUGCCAAAUCUGGUUAAGUUUUAAGGGACCAGAAAUAAAGUCUAUUAAGAAAAAGUAUUUUACAUUAGCAGGCUUUAUGUUUGCAAUGAUAUAUUGUUGUCUACUCAGAGUUUCAUUUUGAAAAGAUAUAGGGCUACACAUUUAAUAUGAGCCCAUUUACUGAACCGUGAAGCUCCAAAGAAAAUAAUUCUCAGAACGUUUUGACAAAUUUAUAUGUCGAAAAAUUUAACUCUUGAGUAUCUUUCAUAAUUCAAGGAUAUUUUCUAGUGCCAUUUGUAUAUAUUCUACAGCAGUACAAUAAAUAUGAAUUAAAGAAUGAGCAAAUUAGUAAAAGAUAUAAAUUAUAAUAAAGUGUUUAAGAAAAUUAAUCUUUCUCUUUAUUAAGGUUGUUCACCUAAUUAGGUUGCAGAAAAAUCAAUAAUAAUGAUAUUUUAAUGAUUUAGUUGUUGUGCAAAUUAUUGAUCAAGUAGAAAUUAGUUCUCCUUAAUUUAUUUUGCUAGAAUUUAUUUCUCAUACCCAAUGAAUUUAAGAUCUUUUCCUUCAGAAUAUUGCCAUAAAUUAAACUAUAAAAAUUCAUGUAAACUUACGUUAUAGUUUUAAUAAAGGCG
Messenger RNA from Centruroides sculpturatus (bark scorpion), 2960 nucleotides. RefSeq names its product ras-related protein Rap-1A-like. The record is from RefSeq and is a predicted model, not a curated record. The coding region runs from base 139 to 897 and encodes 252 amino acids. The transcript is spliced from 2 exons. Lineage: Eukaryota; Metazoa; Arthropoda; Arachnida; Scorpiones; Buthidae. Gene Ontology annotation, molecular function: GTP binding; GTPase activity.